This is a messenger RNA of Branchiostoma floridae (Florida lancelet), 818 nucleotides long. Its product is annotated as 3-ketodihydrosphingosine reductase-like. Lineage: Eukaryota; Metazoa; Chordata; Leptocardii; Amphioxiformes; Branchiostomatidae. Gene Ontology annotation, cellular component: endoplasmic reticulum membrane. Gene Ontology annotation, biological process: sphingolipid biosynthetic process. The record is from RefSeq and is a predicted model, not a curated record. Gene Ontology annotation, molecular function: 3-dehydrosphinganine reductase activity.
ACGGGCAUCUGUUCACCGAGAGAACAUUCACCUAUCCUUCGCACUCAAGAAAAUACACACAACUGCAUAGUACAGCUGUUAUACUUUAGAGGUUUUACUUGUGAAUGACUCGCUUUUAUGCAACCAUGCAGUUUUUCCCAAUCGAGUCGGGUGCAGUGAUGAUUGCCCUGGCCGUGUUUGUGGGGUUUGUGAUCAUGAUCUUCAUGUUGUCGCCGUUGAUCUCACCACGCCCUAUGAAGCUGAAUGGAUCCCAUGUCUUGGUGACUGGUGGUUCCAGUGGGAUAGGAAAGGCCGUCGCUGUGGAAGCUGUCAAGCAGGGCGCCCUUGUCACCAUUAUAGCAAGAAACGAAGCACAAGAGAAGCUGGGCCCAGUAGACAUGCUGGUGAACUGUGCUGGAACAUCUUUUGCCAGCAGAUUUGAAGAUAUUCCUGUUGACGAAUUCAAGCAACAAAUGGAAGUGAACUACUAUGGGACUAUCCAUGCCACCAGGGCUGUCAUCUCUACCAUGAAGUACAGACGCAGGGGGCGGAUUGUCCUGGUGUCCUCCCAGGCUGGCCAGAUUGGGCUGUACGGCUUCACAGCCUACUCUGCAUCAAAGUUUGCCCUCAGGGGGUUUGCUGAGGCAUUGCAGAUGGAGGUGAAACCAUACAACAUCUACCUGACUAUCACCUUCCCUCCUGACACUGACACACCUGGCUUCCAGACAGAACAAACAUUUAAGCCCAAGGAGACGAAGUUGAUCUCAGAGACAGCGGGACUCUACCAGCCUGACUAUGUAGCAAAGAGGAUCCUCCAGGAUGCUAUCCAGCCCGGGUAG